This is a messenger RNA of Oncorhynchus nerka (sockeye salmon), 967 nucleotides long. It is a transcript of the gene urp2, whose product is annotated as urotensin II-related peptide. The transcript is spliced from 3 exons. Gene Ontology annotation, cellular component: extracellular region. Gene Ontology annotation, molecular function: hormone activity. Lineage: Eukaryota; Metazoa; Chordata; Actinopteri; Salmoniformes; Salmonidae. The record is from RefSeq and is a predicted model, not a curated record. Bases 206 to 634 code for a protein of 142 amino acids. Gene Ontology annotation, biological process: regulation of blood pressure; blood vessel diameter maintenance.
UCAUUAUGGGAGGCAUUAUAGAAUGAGGAUGGCAUUCAGCCAGGCGUUGAAUAUGACUCUGAGACCACAGAAUGUUCAUGUUUGUCUGUAAUGUUGUCUUUCAGGAGACAUAAAGCUAACAGGUCCAGCUACAGGCGACUCAAAUGUGCAAGAGAGAACGGAACCGUCAACGGUCAACGCUUCUAGACCACUGAAGACCACACUGAUGACCACCAUCCCUGUUGGUCGAGAAAAGACAUCCACACCCACCAGCAGUCUGGAUAGACGAUUGAAGAUGGAUCCGGUGACGAGCAGUCCAGAUAGACGAGCCCAGAUCCUGAAGAUGCUGUCAGCGCUGGAGGAACUCAGCAGGGCGAUCAACAGCACUCUGAGCACACGGAUGACCAUGAUGCCCAGAGGGUCAGCAAACGGCAGAAAUUCAGGAAAGAAGAAGAAAGCGGUAGCUGAGGCGGAUAGAGUGAAAACCACCACAGUGCCUCCUGUGGAUGUUGGAGGUAGCGUCACUGCAUCCCGGCCCAGCACUGACGGCAUAGACAGUCUGAGUGGCCGAAACUUCAAGAAGUCCCUCCCACAGCAACCCAAGAAGCCCAGCAACAAGAGAGUGUGUUUCUGGAAGUACUGCUCCCAAAACUGAUCCUCCACAGACCCUGACAAACACCCCUGUAAACAUCCAUGGUACCCGCCAAACCCACAUUCCCCCAUCCUACUCCCACCCUGCACGCGGGCACUAGGCAACCAAUGCGGCGAGGCAUCAGAGGCCCGGCGCCACCACUGACCUUUUCAUUGGCUCAUGAAUAACAGUACUGACCAAUCAGGUUGCCCCAUCAUCGACGUGUGUACUUGUGCCUAUGUGCACGAAAGUCUGUUAACCGUUUAUAGAAGAGAAAACGCUGUGUGUGAUCUCUAAUAAAGAUGACCCGAGCAUGAUAAAACUAUAGGACAAUAAAGACGUUUAUUUUUCUACAGA